Tribolium castaneum (red flour beetle) is the source of this 1079-nucleotide messenger RNA. Its product is annotated as cuticle protein 16.5. Lineage: Eukaryota; Metazoa; Arthropoda; Insecta; Coleoptera; Tenebrionidae. The coding region runs from base 83 to 907 and encodes 274 amino acids. The transcript has 2 exons. The record is from RefSeq and is a predicted model, not a curated record.
UUGGACAAGGCUGUUGACUAUAAAAUACCUCCCCAUCGUGGAAGCUGUACAGUUGUUCAGCACAAACCGAGCAAUUAGCAACAUGAACUCCUUCGUUGUAGUCCUUCUUGCCGCUUUGGCCACCACUCAAGCUAGCGUAAUCGCUAGUCAUGCCAAAAUCCUGCAAGGACCAAGCAGCAGAACCACCGUAAUCGGAAACGACGGCAGCGCUAUUUCGGCCAUUGCCCCAGGAGGCUCUAUCAUCACCGAAGAACACCACGGUGUUGUCGCUCAUGCCGCCCCCGCUGUUGUUGCCCACGCCGCCCCCGCUGUUGUUGCCCACGCCGCCCCUGCUGUAGUAGCCGCCCCCGCUGUUGUUGAAGCACGUGCCGUCCCCAUUGCCCACUCCGUAGCCGUUGCCCACUCUGCCCCCGUUGCCGUUUCCCACUCUGAACACUCCAUCGUCCACCACGCUCCUGUCGUAGCCCAUGCCGCUCCUGCUGUUGUAGCUCACGCUCCUGCUGUGGUCGAAGCCCGCGCUGCUCCCAUCGCCGUAGCCCACUCUGCCCCUGUUGCUGUAGCCCACUCUGCUCACUCCGUGGUUCACUCUGCCCCUGCUGUUGUAGCCCAUGCUGCUCCUGCUGUGGUAGCUCAUGCCGCUCCUGCUGUGGUAGCUCAUGCCGCUCCUGCUGUAGUUGCCCACCAUGGCGCUCACGCCGUUGCCGAUUCCGCUAUUGUCGGACCUUCCGGUAGUGUUGUUACCGGAAGAGCUCAUGUUGCUCCUGCUGUCGCUGUAGCUCAUGCUGCUCCUCUUGCUGUUGCUCAUCAUGCCGUUGCUCACCAUGCUGUUGCUCAUCACGCCCCAGUCCUUGCACAUUCUGCUCAUUCCGUUGUUGCACAUUCCGUCCCAGUUGCCAGAGUUUGGUAAUUUGAGCAAGUUUGGUCAGUAAUCGGAGGUUUUCCCGUUAAAUGGGAAACAUCAAAGAUUAUCUAAUUUUUAUAAUGACAAGCUUGUUAACCUGAUGUUAAUUUAUGUUAAAUUAUUGUACUGAAACUGUGUAUAAAUGUGUAAAAAUAAAUUGUUACUGAGCAUUAUAAAA